GUCUCUAACAUUUUCAAUGACGAAACCGAAAAUGACGUCCUAAGCCCUUAAAUUGAUAUCGUUGUUAAAAACAUUUAAAGUGAUUUAGGUAGCCCAUUUUGUCUUUUUUUUUUAACUUAUUUAUUUUUUCAUAUUUUUUAGUAUUAUUACUCUAUCUCUUUCCUUGAUGUUGAAAGUGCCUUGACUUUUGUGUGAAUUAUAUAUGUAUGUUUGUUGUUAAAAAAAAAAAAAAAGUAUAAUUCUUAGCACUACGGCUAACAAGCAAACAAGCCACAAAGCAUAACUAAACAUGAUUGGCUGGCGCAAAAAAAACCCUUCCCGAGAUUCUGCAAUCUGAUUGGCUAAUAAUUGACUUGUUUACUUUGCCACCCCAACCGGAAGUCUGCUCAAUCAGCUCUAGCGAGUGAGCAGGUGUGUGAUGACGUCAUGUGUGUUUCCUGUGAUGAGCUGUCAGCGUCCACCUGACGACAGCACGCCAGCUAAAAUUGUUUAUAUCGAUUAAUUUAGCUAUGUUUAACCCACAAAUAAUGGACAAAUAAGUAGUUAAGUGGUACUUCUAUACUUACAAGAAUAUUAUUAUCCGCCAUAAAUUGGUUAUAAAGCGACACAAGAAGAAGUAUUUUGCCUCCAUCAUGGCUGCAUGUAAGGACUCAAGUGUUUGAGACAAGGAUCAUUUUGUCUACAAAAAUCCAUACUUUUGGACCAAAAGAGCUGGAGUUUUGAGAUCAACAUUUACCUGGAUGUGCCUUCAAAUCUCUAGAGGUCUUGGACUCUUAGAAAAUGUUUGGACCUUUUGACAAACACAUCCAGAGCUACCUGUCUGAGAGAAAGUGUCGCAGGACCAGACUGGUUACCAAAGACGGUCGCUGCAACAUCGAGUACGGAAACAUCAAGUACAGCAAUCACUUUGCCUUCCUAGCCGACUUCUGGACCACGUUUGUGGAGAUCCGAUGGCGUUUUGUACUCUUCUUUUUCAUCGCGUCGUUCACCUUGAGCUGGUUCAUUUUUGGCCUGCUCUGGUACUGGAUUGCCCGCAGUAACGGUGACUUGACGUGGCAGUCGCCCCCCGCGGAUCAUAUGCCUUGUGUUGACAAUGUUGUCGGACUGACCACGGCGUUCUUGUACUCCCUUGAAACUCAAACGACCAUCGGUUACGGUGGUCGAGCGCUCACCCCGGUGUGCCCUGGCGCUGUAGCCCUGCUCAUCAUCCAGUCUCUUCUGGGAGCCAUCAUCAAUUGCUUCAUGUGUGGAAUCAUUUUGUCCAAAAUCUCCUCACCUAAAAAGAGAGCAAAGACCAUCACAUUCAGUGACAUGGCUGUCAUCAGCCCUAAGAAUGGCGCUCUCUGUUUGUCUAUUCGAGUGGCCAACCUUCGCAAGACCUUGAUGAUAGGAAGCCAGAUCUACGGCAAGCUGCUGAGAACAACCAAUACAGCAGAGGGCGAGACAAUCAUCAUGGACCAGGUCAACAUAGACUUCACAAUGGACGCUGGAAAGGACAACCUUUUUUUUGUGUGCCCGCUCACACUUUAUCACGUCAUUGACAAAAGCAGCCCCUUCUUCGAGAUGGCGGUGGACACGCUCCACAAACAAGAAUUUGAACUGGUCGUCUUCUUGGACGGUACCGCUGAGUCCACCAGCUCCUCCUGCCAAGUCCGGACCUCCUUUAUCCCCCAGGAGAUCAUGUGGGGCUUCAAUUUUUUGCCGAUCAUCUCGCGAAGCAAAGAAGGUAAAUACAGGGUGGAUUUCUCCAACUUCUCUAAAGUGGUGCCUGUGGCCACUGCACACUGCGCCUACUGCUUCCACAACAUCAUAGGGCAUCACCUCCACUCCAAAGAUGGACUCGACAACCAGGGUUUCGAGGUCAUUGAUAUCGACGAUCUUGCAAGUAUCACCAAGAUGUAACACUUCGAGACACCAGGAACAACAUAUUGUUUUACCUCUCCUUAUGUAAGAAAAGUAGGUGCAGUGAACAGUUUGCUCACUCUAGGCCAAUUGCACCGUGCUGGUGUUUUCUGAUUAGUCCUAAAAUUGGGUGCAUUUUGAAAAUAUACUUCCGGUUACAGUUUCAAGUAUGAAAAUAUGCUACGGGUUAUUGCCAUAUUUCAAAACCUUUGUUGCAUGUGUCAUGAUUGCAGACUGACAGCGGACUCAGCCGGACAACCUCUUGGUAAAUGUUACAAUUUUCCAUGCCAACAAAGUAAGAAGGCUCUAAGUACAGUAAGGCUUCGCUCUUCAACACGAUGCUAAUUUGCAGUGGAUUUGCUAUAAACAUGCGACCCAUGAGCAUUAGUGACUUUAAAUGGCAAUUUCAAGACCUAAUAAAAGACUCAGAAAUUUAAAAAACAACAACAAAAUAACAACUUGAUAGCACAGCUGAAUGUUGAAUGUUUAAUAUAUAUAUA
Entelurus aequoreus (snake pipefish) is the source of this 2402-nucleotide messenger RNA. It is a transcript of the gene kcnj1a.1, whose product is annotated as potassium inwardly rectifying channel subfamily J member 1a, tandem duplicate 1. Gene Ontology annotation, molecular function: ATP-activated inward rectifier potassium channel activity. Gene Ontology annotation, biological process: regulation of monoatomic ion transmembrane transport; potassium ion import across plasma membrane. The record is from RefSeq and is a predicted model, not a curated record. The coding region runs from base 781 to 1902 and encodes 373 amino acids. Gene Ontology annotation, cellular component: plasma membrane. The transcript has 3 exons. NCBI's taxonomy places the organism in Eukaryota, Metazoa, Chordata, Actinopteri, Syngnathiformes, Syngnathidae.